AAACGCUGCUUCUUCUUUUUUUUUUAAGACUUUCCUAUUGGUCCUGAAUGCAGCAUAUUCGCGCAUGUCUGUUCGUUCGACAACAAACAAAAGUACAUGAGCUGUUCACUGCGCUUUAGUUAAAUAAGAGUCGCAUUCAGGUGUGACUAUGGGGAAGUCAUUCUCCCAUCUUACCAAGCUGACAUAUCGUGAUGACUAUCAGGAUAGUCUGACCUCUUCUCAGGAAGACAGCCAGACGGAAGAUGGGAAGGGCGGUGACGUCUCCCAGUUUCCAUAUGUGGAGUUCACAGGGCGGGACAGUGUGACAUGUCCCACGUGCCAGGGCACCGGCAGGAUCCCCAGAGGCCAGGAAAAUCAACUGGUGGCAUUAAUUCCAUAUAGUGACCAGAGGCUCCGGCCCAGACGAACGAAGUUAUAUGUCACAGCCUCAGUCCUGGUCUGUUUGCUACUGUCCAGCCUGGCUGUCUUCUUCCUCUUUCCUCGCACCAUCGAUGUGUCCUACGUGGGGGUGAAGUCAGUAUUUGUGAGCUACGACCAAGACAAGCGAAGUGUGUAUCUGAACAUCACGAAUACUCUGAACAUCACCAACAAUAACUACUACUCAGUGGAGGUGGCCAAUAUCACAGCCCAGGUGCAGUUUGCCAAGACGGUGAUUGGUAAAUCUCGCAUCAGUAACAUCACUGCCAUCAGUCCUCUGGACAUGAAGCAGAUUGAUUAUAUGGUUCCCACCAUCAUAGCAGAUGAGAUGAGCUACAUGUAUGACUACUGCACUCUACAGACCAUCAAGGUGCACAACAUUGUUGUCAUGAUGCAAGUGACUGUUACCACAACAUACUUUGGGCAUGCCGAGCAGGUAUCUCAGGAGAUGUACCAGUAUGUAGACUGUGGAGGGAACACCACCUCUCUUCGAGGCCUGACCAAGCCAUCAAAUAUCCUUCAUCCUCCAGAGUAACCACUCCACCCUCCUCCUUCUCAUUGGCCCCUACAUGGGCCCUGGAAACUAGCCUUAGAUGGUUCACUGUGUUUCCCCCAUCCUCUUCCACCUUAAGUAUCUAACAAAUUAGUGUUGUCAUGAUACCAGAAUAAAUCGAUGCUAUGACAAACAGCAAAUUCAUCAAGUUGUGCUAUCCAGCAACCACUGGGCUAUGACUUCUCCAGCUUUUUCACAGGAGUUUAGGUGGUGGUUUGAUGUUCAUAUUUGUCAGUUUUGCAAGUAAAAUAGUUCCAUUUUUAUUUGGCAACGUGUUCAGGUGGACUAGAAUAUGGUUAGAGACCUGGUAGACUGCUGGAUGCUGUCGUCAUGGUUUCAGCUGUUUGACUGAACCAGCUGCAUCGCUCUCUCUUCCAGUCUGCCUCCUUCUUUUAUUUCUUUUAACUCUUAUAAUCUGUUUGUUCAUGCCCUCUUGUGACGCUGAAAUGGAACCUCAGUUUGCAGAACACAUUUAGUGAACAUAUCUGUUUGUAUAAUUCAAAACAGACUUAAACUUUUCCCAAUAGAAUAACAGUAGUAUCGCAGUUUUUGGUUUUUGUAACAACACUGUAGAAAACAGACUCCACUCUCAUGCAUUUCUUUGUGUUAAUGAAGCCUGGCAUCAGAUGUCAGUGCCAGUUGUGUGGUGAGUCAUGCUACAGAAAAAAAGAGAGGAUGAAAGAAGGGGGCUUUCAGUAGAAUGUUACAGAUGCAAAUUUGAAAACUUGAUACAAGUAUUUUAGUAACUACCUAACCAUAAUGCACUUUAUGAAUCAUUUUAAAAUGCACAUUUCUUGGAGAAACAAUCUCAGUGUUACUACGCCACACCAGGGACUUCAGCUCACUUAGCUAAAGCCUAUCCACUGCAUCAUCAGGGAGCAAAUUCAAGUAGUUUUAAGCACAAACUUCAGUAAGUGGUGACAGGAUAUUAUAGAGUGUUUAGAUACUAAUGUAUCUGAACCUUGAAUAACCUUAAAUUGUUUGUGGUCUUCAUGGGAACACUGGUUCAUACUUUGCACAGUCUGCUUAGUUACCUUGCACUGGGUUAUUUGGUGCUCACUAUUAGAAUUUUUAUGCUGCUUUUGAGACUUGAAAAGCAUUUUUCACUGCAAUGAAAUUACUUCCUAUGGUAAUAGAAAACCUAAGUCUGACAGACUUUUGUUGGUAAGUUAGCAUGUCUGCCUCUAUGUGUGUAGUCUGAACAUGGAAAAUGCAACCUCAAUGGGAUUUGUUAAAACAGAGUUUGUGCUAAUCAGCGUGAAUAGCUAUUCUUGGUUUGCCCCCUGAAAUAAAAUACAUAAAUAUCACCUUUGUGAAUUUUUCUCUUCUGUAGAUUGUUGCCAGUAAAAUGUUACUUGUUUGGGGAAGAGGACUACAGUGGUCAGCCAUAGCUAUCUGGCAGCUUGUCAUGAUAAGAAAAUCGAGAUUACCUUAAAAUGUGAGACACAGUUAUAACAAUGGUUCAGUGCACUGAAAAUCUUACAACACAGUCAGGAGAUUGAGCUCAGGCAAAAAAAAAAAAAAAAAAAAGGAAAGUUGCUCUUGUUGACCCACAGUGAUUAAUAUUUUGAUUCAUAUUUUGUCAGCAAAAUCAACUUAAAAAGUAACUUAAAGAGUGAGUCAACACAAGCAGAAAAUGUCUGCUGCACUGCCCUCCAGGGGUUGAAACUUUGAGGCAUGCUGCACUCCUGGCCACAUCCACUCAGUGCUUCUUGUAGCUGCAGUCAGUGGCACACCACUGACCACAAGUGCAACGUGCUUGAAAGUUUCAGCCCCUAGAGGGCAGUGCAGCAGACGUUUUCUGCAUAAUGUGAUGAAGUGCUGAGUUACGCAAAAUGUUGUCUAUGUCAUAGACACCUGUUGAAAUCAGCCCUUAUUUCUGGCAUUUUUCUAAACUCCUAUUGACAUUUUCCAUAGCUGUUGUGAACUACACACCAAAUGGCAGAGAUGCUAAUCUACUGCACACAAAAUCAUGCCAAUGAACAUCAGUCAACAACUUCCCCUUCAGUUCUCUGUGGAGAAAUUUAUGCUGCAUUCCACUUAAAGUCAGAAGUUGGAAAUUGCCAGCCAACAGGUCACACCUCUAACCUGUGUAUGUUUUAGUGGUCAAGCUGUCAAGCGUUCUCAUUUUUCCAUCUUACCAAUAUCUAAUGCUUAUUUGACCAUGUGUUACAUUCCACAUUAUUUAUUUUUUUAAAUUAUCUUUCUUUUCCCCCAAACUUUUACUGAAAUCAUGCAAGCAUAUCAAACUUUCAUUGAGAAUUUGGCAAGCAACUUUGAUGAGAACUUGGAUGCCAUUUUAUAUUUUGGUAUCAUUUCUACCUACACCAAGCUUUUGAAGAUUUAAAAACACUAUACCUAUAUCUAUUUUUCAUCUUGUAAAUACUUUGAAAUUGUGUCUGUAAUAUCUUAUACUUAACAGUAAAUGAGACAUUUGCCCUACAGGGAGAUAGACCACAAUUAUUAAUAUUUAAUUAGUUUUUUUUUUUUUUUUUUUUCCAAAACACUAGUCGUAGUAGUUCUUACAUUACUAAAGAUUGAUAGAAUAUCACUUUCACUUUUUUUUUUUUUUUUUCUUUUUUCUUUCUUCAUUUUUUGUCCCCAAAUCUUUUGGUGUUGGGUUACAGUUCCCUACUAAUCAUAUUUAACAAUUGGAAAAAAGCUGUUUUAGACUCACUACUUCUGUCAUUUCAAAUUUUUUGUUUGUUGUCACAAUUAAGAGUGAUUAAAUCAUCAUUUGUUGUGGGUGUAAUAUCUCUGAAAGCAUGAAUAAAGUUUUUAAACCAUGA
Molecule: messenger RNA, 3759 nt
Organism: Myripristis murdjan (pinecone soldierfish)
Lineage: Eukaryota; Metazoa; Chordata; Actinopteri; Holocentriformes; Holocentridae
Gene: tmem106bb
Product: transmembrane protein 106Bb
Exons: 8
Coding region: 149-952 (267 amino acids)
Source: RefSeq, a predicted model, not a curated record